CACAGCACUAAGUCUUUACACACACGCACACGCACAUGACUCAUAAAAAUUAAUAAUAUUGCGUAAUAACUAAAUCGUUAUUAUUUCAAAUGAAAUUUCACACAUUGACAUAAUGAGCAAUCUCCCUACUAUUCCGUCAAAAGUAAAUAUAGUUGACUCAGAAUAAUUUUUUGACGCUUUAUCUUUACGGUAACAACUGGAAUUUUUCAUUACGAUUAACAACUGGUACCUUGUACGGUUGUUUUCGGGGAUAUAUAUAUAUAACACGUGUAAAAAAUUAGUGUAAGCAUGUAUAAAUAUUUUAAUGUAUUUAUUUUUGCGAUUUUGGCUGCUGGCAUACAGGAUGUCUAUGGAAAUUCAGGAAACCAUUCGCAACCAGUAGUACUUGAACUCAACGAUAACGAUUUUCCGGACUAUGAUAUAUUAAAGAUAAUUAUUGAAGAAAAACCUAAGAAUAAUGAGUAUCAUAAGAAAAUUGUAGUUUAUAUUAACGAGAAGAUGUUAAUUGUAGAUUCUUAUAACGACGGAAUUGAUGUUUCUUUGACUAGUAUCAAGCCGACUUACAAUGGCGGUUGGCCUCCAUUGAUUUCAUCGGGAGACAAGGUUUAUGAAUUGAUAUACAAGAAGGACUCGUAUUUUGAUAUACUGGAAAUAAUAAUCAACAAAAUAAACGGUGUAAGGAGCGAGAAGACAAUUAAAAUCUUCAUUAAUGACAAAAUAGUUAGCAUGAACACUACAGGAAAUGCAAUAAACUUGUAUAUCCAGCAUCGGAAAGAUGACAACACCACAACUUUCAUCCAAAAGUAUAAUUUAAAUGAUUCCGACGGUGCUUCAAACAGUGUUAAUUAUUCAACGAGAAAAUUUCAUAGUGUUUCUUAUAAUCUUGAUCAGUCAACUGAGAAGAACAAGGGUAACAAUAGUAAUGUCAAGAGAGUUAAUGAUAUUAUUCUCCUCUGUUUUGGUUUAUGGAACUUAAUUCCUUAGGUAUUGACCCCCUUCUCCCCUACAUAUAAAUUUUUAUUUUUCACGACUUAUGAUAAGAAACUAUUUUGUAAUAAAUAAAAAUAAAAAUAAACCGAUGAUUCAUUUAAUUAUCGAUUAUGAGCUUCGAACACUCGUUUAAAGAUUUUUCGUGAAUUUCAUGAUUACAUUUAUGGUUAAUUAAUAUUUAUGAUUAAUUAAACGUUAAUAAUGUAAUAAGUACACUUACCAUUUGUAACAACUGUGUAAUUUAUGACUUUACAAAAAUUAUUCACUGAAAACAAAAACAGUUUAAU
Messenger RNA from Cotesia glomerata, 1277 nucleotides. RefSeq lists its product as uncharacterized. NCBI's taxonomy places the organism in Eukaryota, Metazoa, Arthropoda, Insecta, Hymenoptera, Braconidae. The transcript has 5 exons. The record is from RefSeq and is a predicted model, not a curated record. Bases 289 to 984 code for a protein of 231 amino acids.